CAAGGGCAAAAGCAAGACCAAAAGACAACUAGCCGUUGCUUUGUUUUUUCCUCAUUUCGUCAAAACCCUAACCCAUCUCUUCAUAUUCCGUACAUCAAUAACUAUCCGUGUAUCAUCAAACAUCAAGUUUGAAGCAAACCCAUUUCCUACUUUCGUUGAUGGAUGCAAACCCUUGUUUACGAAAUUGAAAUUGGUGCCCAUUUCUCCCUUGGUUUCACAAACCCAAGGUUUUCUUGAUCAUAUAGAUUUAGAGAUAUACACUUUAGAUUCAGAGUGGAAAAGGGUACAUAUGGGUUCAAGAACCGCAACCAAAGACAUAAUCACUCUCCGUGGAUCGGCUGCAAUAGUCAGUGAAUUCUUCGGGUAUGCUGCAAACAGUAUUCUGUACAAUCGUGGGGUUUAUCCAGAAGAAAGUUUUGCAAAGGUGAAGAAAUAUGGGCUUCCAUUGUUGCUUACUCAAGAUGAGGGUGUCAAAUCCUUCAUUGCAAACCUAACUGCUCAGCUUUCUGAAUGGCUGGAAGGUGGGAAGCUACAAAGGGUAGUUCUUGUGAUCAUGAGCAAGUCAACAGGGGAGGUCUUAGAGAGGUGGAAUUUCAGUAUUGAGACUGACAGCGAGGUCAUUGAGAAGGGCAUAUCAAGGGAGAAGAGUGAUAAAGAAAUAAUGAGAGAGAUACAAGCAAUUAUGAGACAGAUAGCAUCCAGCAUAACAUACUUGCCAUGCCUGGAUGAACCCUGUGUGUUUGAUGUGUUAGCAUACACUGACACAGAUGUUGCAGUCCCAUUUACUUGGAUUGAGAGUGAUCCUAAACUGAUUGCAAAUCCACAAAUGGUGAAAUUGCAUUCUUUCGAUACCAAGAUACACAAGGUUGAUACCCUAGUAUCAUACAAGAAUGAUGAAUGGGAUGAGCAGUAAAGCCCGACUGCCCGACCUCUCUCUUUUGUUGGCUCUUUUUGUAUCUCUGUUACAUGUGUGGAUUGUAAGUGUUUCUCUUUGACAUGAGUGAGUUCUGUGAAUCAUUGAUUCACUUUUCUGUAAGUUGAAUGUGAGGGGAAUGAUGAAUCAUGCUAUUGUGUUUUUUAUCUGUGAGUGAAUGUUGACAUGAAUUGAACAAAUUGAUU
Molecule: messenger RNA, 1119 nt
Organism: Ilex paraguariensis (yerba mate)
Lineage: Eukaryota; Viridiplantae; Streptophyta; Magnoliopsida; Aquifoliales; Aquifoliaceae
Source: the annotation of a GenBank genome assembly